This is a messenger RNA of Drosophila ficusphila, 1453 nucleotides long. RefSeq lists its product as uncharacterized. NCBI's taxonomy places the organism in Eukaryota, Metazoa, Arthropoda, Insecta, Diptera, Drosophilidae. The record is from RefSeq and is a predicted model, not a curated record. Bases 89 to 1339 code for a protein of 416 amino acids. The transcript is spliced from 6 exons.
UUGUGGUAUUGCAAACGUGAAAUUAAAGUGAAAACAUUUAGUGGCUAAGUUCGCGAGUCCCAAUAAAAACAUUCUAAACUGAUUCAUCAUGACUGAGGCCACCAAUGGACACAGCGAGGCACCUGCCGACAACUCGCCAAAAUGGCUGCCCAAUAUCACGCUGGAAAAGGCGGUUCAGGCCCAAAUCGGGGACUUUGAGAAGAUCGUUUCGGUUACCCCCCAAAAAGGCAGCAGCGAGGGCGAAAACUACUCUUCCCUCUUUCUAAGACUGCUUGUGGAAGUAGAGCUGCUGGAUCACAGCACAAAGACCACCACCUUCGUUCUGAAGGCGCAGCACGACAAUGAGGUGAUGGCCGCCAUUCUCGCCAGAUUGAAGCUCUUCCACAAGGAGGAACUUAUGUACCACUCCAUUUUGCCCAAGUUCGAGCAACUCUACGCAGAUGCCGGCAAACCCAUUCAGUUUGCUCCUCGAGCCUUUAAGGUGGACCGCGACCUUGGGGUGGACUACAUCCUACUGGAGGAUCUGCACCGCAAGAACUUCAAGAACGAAAACCGCCUGACCGGUCUGGAUCUGGAGCACAUGCAUAAGGUCCUGGAGAAGCUGGCCGCCUUCCAUGCGGCAUCCGCUUGCUAUGUGGAGCACCACGGACUCUUCGGGGAGGAGUUCACUGUAGGCGUUUUCAGCGAGGCCAAUCGCCAGCUCCUGCAGGAGUUCAAUGCCUCUGGUGCCUUUUUGGCCCAGCUCAAGAAGUGGAAGAACGCCCAGAAAAUAUACGAGAAGUUGGCUGAUAGCGAUGACUACUUGGUGGAUCGUCUGCUCCAGGAUCAGCAAUACAAUGCCAGGGAAUUCAACGUUCUAAACCACGGAGACUGUUGGGCCAAUAACAUAAUGUUCCAACACGAUGCAUUUGGAACUAUCAAGGAGACUUUAUUUGUGGACUUUCAAGUGGGAAAGUACGGAAGUCCGGCCAAUGAUCUGUACUAUUUGAUCUUAUCUUCGGCUGCUCCCGAGCUGAAAACCGCCAAGUUCGAUUACCUUAUUCGGUACUACUUUGAUAAUCUUAUUGAGAAUCUGAAGCUGCUGCAAUAUCAUCGACCACUGCCCAAGUUGAAGAACCUGCACGCAGCUCUCUUCCGCAACGGAUUGGCUGCCUAUAUGGUGGUGUCCAAGGUGCUGCCCGUCGUCAUGUUGGACAAGACAAACAAUGCCAAUCUGGAGAGCUACAUGAGCGACGAGUCCAAAAUGAAGGCCGCCAUGUUCACCAACCCGAAAUAUGUGCAGGUGAUGACGGAGGUGCUUCCAUGGUUGGAUAAUCGCGGCCUGCUCGACUGGAAGUGAUUACCCAUAAAUUACGUGUGCUAAUAAUGGAUGCGUACUAUAAUAAUGGCUAUUUAAUUGCAUCACUUACAAGUUGCGUUGGUAAAUAAAGAACGAAAACAUUCAAAAACAUGA